CCAGCCAAGUAGCACCCAAGGCAAGAUGCAAUGUGCUUUUAAUGGAACUCUUCUGAUCCGCGUGCUUCCUCCACUGUUGGUGACGGAGUUUGUCUUGGGAAUCCUCGGCAAUGGCUUGGCUCUCUGGAUCUUCUGCUUCCACCUUAAGCCCUGGAAGAGCAGCACGGUGCUACUCUUCAACCUGGCAAUGGCUGAUUUUCUGCUCAACAUGGCUUUGCCCUUCCGUGCCAGCUACUACAACUCCGGGCUCGAAUGGAUGUUUGGAAACACUUUCUGCAACAUCUGCCUCUUCAUGCUGGCAAUGAACCGCAGUGGAAAUACCUUCUUUUUGAUGGCUAUUGCUGUGGACAGGUACAUGCGUGUGGUGCAUCCCCAUCAUCCCAUCAACUCUUUGAGUGUCCCUAAAGCCAUGUUGGGAGCUCUUGCAAUAUGGUUAGUCACCAUUUCACUGACUGCUCAUAUCUUCAUUUUAAAACAUGACAACGAGACCUACUGUGAAAGCUUCAUGAUUGAGAUUGAGCCCACACAAAAUCUGACUUGGCAUAAGUUUGUGUUUCUCUUUUCCUUCUACCUGCCUCUGGCUGUGAUUCUCUACUGCACAGUCCACAUUAUUAGCCACCUGAGAGGGAGACAGCUGGCCCAGCAUACAAAGAUCAAGAAAGCUCUGUGCUUCAUCACAGUAGUGGUGGUGCUCUUCAUUAUUUGCUUCCUCCCGAGCAACAUCACGCAGCUGAUGAUUAUGAUCAAGACCAGCACCUUCAAGUCCGGUGAAGUCUGUUCUGCCUUGGAGGACCUGACCACCGCAUUCUACAUCACCAUCAGCCUGACUUAUCUCAACAGCGUGUUGGAUCCUGUUGUCUACUACUUCUCCAGCCCUGCCUUCAAAAACAUCUGCCGCAAAGCUCUUCAUCUGCCCCAAACAGAGAACGCUGAAAGUACAGAGAAGAAAACUCGAGAAACAGGCUCUCAGUCUCUCAGCCAGCUGUGAUCAAGUCCAAAAUCAAGGAAACAGUUAUGAGGUGCAACUCCAAAGCUAAGGUUUUGAUUAGAGGCGACACAUUUCUCCUUAAGCUGUCAUGUGAGUGGUAUAGCCAAAAAGAUGCUUUUUUUUUUUUUUUUUUUUUUUUUUUACAUAUCUUAUAGUUAUCAAGUAUAUACAGUAUUAACUGCACUUUUAAAAAAUAAAAUAUGAAUUGCCUUUGCAAAACAUAUGCUUGCAUAAAGUUGUGAAGUGAGACUUCUAGAAAGUACUUCGUAGCAAAGUGAAUUAUGGAAUAGUUAUAAAUUGUGGGACAUGGUGUAAUAAUAGCAAAAGUAGAUAAGGGUCAUAAAGUAAGCUGACUGACUUAGUCAUGCCUGUCAUGGAGCAGUAUCUAGCAACAUUAACUCAGAUUUAACUACCACAAGCUUCUGGUCAUGCCAGACAAAAUAAGACGGGCAGCAAAGCUCCUGAAUGUACUCAACUUGAACUUAAACUUAACGUCUUAAGUUCAGUAAGUGGAAAAAAAGGUCUGUCUGUCUGAAACUACAUAAUCCUGCUUGAAAAAGUUUUAUAUUUUCAUAUCUCUAUGUACCGAUUGCACAUUUCUAAAUAUUUCUUUUGCAAAAUAUAUGCUACUGUAAAGGUAUGCAAGCUUAUGCACUAUGUUAUCAUUUCGUCAAACUUGUACAAGAACUGAACAACCACCUCAGCUUUCUAAACUUACAUAGUUUUGUUACUGUGAUAUUGAAAUUCACUUAAUUAUCAUAUUUUUUUUCCAUACCUCAUUUGAAUAAAAUAAAAUCUUGUCAUUAAGAGAAACUCAUACCAUAAUUAUUGAAAAACAUAAUUGCUGCAUUGUCAAGCACAUUGUCAGAUCAGGUGAUCUCUGGCUGUAAUGGUACCAAAUUAAAUGAAUGAGGUAUAAAUCUCAAAUUUCAAUGUACUCCCUCAUGGAAUAAGUAAUAAAGAUUUUUAUUCUCAUCAUAGCAAUGUGACAUGUUUUUCUGGGUUAUUUAAUUAAAAAAAAUACACAGAAGUCGCUACCAGAAUUUAGAACCAUAAACCAAAUAAAACAAGGAUUCAUAUUUAAAAUUCUUGCAUUCUACUAUCACUUUAACACAGUAUACCACAAGCAGUAAAAUCUGCAGUUAAAGGGUUUGCAGGUUUUCUUGCAUAUCCAAUUUAAAAAAACAAAAAAAAACAACUUUUUAUUUUAAUUUUAAACAGUUCAUAGUUUUUUUCCAUG
Messenger RNA from Toxotes jaculatrix (banded archerfish), 2228 nucleotides. RefSeq names its product hydroxycarboxylic acid receptor 2-like. The transcript has a single exon. The coding region runs from base 26 to 988 and encodes 320 amino acids. Gene Ontology annotation, molecular function: G protein-coupled receptor activity. The record is from RefSeq and is a predicted model, not a curated record. Gene Ontology annotation, cellular component: membrane. Gene Ontology annotation, biological process: G protein-coupled receptor signaling pathway. Lineage: Eukaryota; Metazoa; Chordata; Actinopteri; Toxotidae.